Molecule: messenger RNA, 1088 nt
Organism: Oldenlandia corymbosa var. corymbosa
Lineage: Eukaryota; Viridiplantae; Streptophyta; Magnoliopsida; Gentianales; Rubiaceae
Source: the annotation of a GenBank genome assembly
CAACAUUCCAACUUCCAAAUCCAAACAACUACGGAAGUGCCACUUCCAUGUGUUUCUCACGUGCCAAACGCAUUUUGAAAGCUCCGGAUUUUCCUAGGCAAAACACACACACACACCCACACAUUACAGGCCUAAUCCUACUCAUAGUACAGUACUAUAAAUUCACGUUAAACCUCAGCCCAGCAGCCACUUCUAUAUAUAAUAGGGUUCUUCCGUUACUCGUUUCUUCACAUUUAGAAAGAAAAAAUUUCAAGACAUUCUUAUCAUCUUUUCUUCGAAUUAUAUUUAUAAACCCUUUAAUUUGUUGAUCAUCAAAAUUCAAAUGGCUAAUUCAUUCAAAGCUGGUGAUCUUCUUCUGUUUCAGUGUUCGCUGCUUUUGGUGUUGAUGUUUGCUUCUUGUUCCCAAGCAAGGGAAUUUGGUGUAGGUGGAAGAGGGAGUUACUGGAAAAUCCCAUCUUCUCCAGAUGCUUACAACAAAUGGUCUUCCAUUAUUCGGUUCCAAAUUGGAGAUUCUCUAGUUCUGGAGUAUGAUGCAAACAAUGAUUCCGUUCUGGAAGUUUCUGAGGCAGACUACAACACCUGCAACAAGGAUAACCCGAUCAGAGCCUUCCAUGACGGGAGAACCAGGAUCCAGUUGGACCGAUCCGGUCCGUUUUACUUCAUCAGCGGUGCCGAUGGCCAUUGUCAGCAAGGCCAGAAACUGGAGGUCCGUGUCCUCUCUCCGAGACAUGGUUCAAGGGUUCAGGCUUCUCCGGCACCAGCUCCUUUCGCGUAUGCUCCGGCGCCUGCUCCAGCCAACGGUGGACAUUUAGGGCUAAAGCUUGAGAUUGGUGCUGUGGUCCUUGGGAGUUUGGUUGCUUUUGCAUUGAUGCUUUAAGUAGUUUGGUCAUUUUGGAUAUGAUGAUUAAGAGACAAUGUGAUGAAGGACCAGUAGACGGUUAAAGUUAGUACCUAAUGUAAUGUGGUAUCGUCUAUGAUCAGUCUAUGACUAUUAUAUAUGGUUUGGAUAAUUGGAUCUGCUCUUUGAUUUUUAGUCUUAAUUUUGAAAGUUGUUAGUUUCCUCAAUCGUUUUAUAAGGGUUUUUAAAG